Molecule: messenger RNA, 1869 nt
Organism: Taeniopygia guttata (zebra finch)
Lineage: Eukaryota; Metazoa; Chordata; Aves; Passeriformes; Estrildidae
Source: RefSeq, a predicted model, not a curated record
CAUCCUGAGGAGAGAGCCACUGAAAGCCAGCCGGGCUGAGAUGGCCUUCAGGAUAUCUUGGCUCCUUCCACUGCAGGCCUGCCUUUUUCCAAGCAGUCUUCAUCCCUGACAACAGCUACAAGCAGCACCAAAAUUUUUUUGAUAGCUGAAGUGAUGGGAUUGGUGCUGAGCUGAUCUUUUUGGAGGAGAUCUUUCUGGAGCUUCGUGAUCCGAAGAUUUCCCUUCUGUUUCCAAGAGGAGUGAGGGCUGCAAGGUGGAACAGCUCCUACAUUUCUGAGGGAAUGGCUCUGCCACAAAGGAUUUCUUCCCCAGAGAAGAUUUCCAUGGACUGGCAGCAAAGACAGAGACCUGGAGCAGGACUCUUCAACCUGGGCAAUACUUGCUACAUCAAUGCUAUCCUGCAGUGCCUGACGUACACACCCCCUCUGGCCAACUACCUGCUCUCUUACGAGCACAGCCUGUCCUGCCAGCAGCAAGGCUUCUGCAUGAUGUGCACCAUGGAAGCUCACGUCAGGAAGGUCCUGAGUUCCUCAGCCAGUGCCAUCCUGCCUGGAGCUGUCCUCAGAGACCUCAAAUUCAUAGGAGAAGAGUUCGAGUAUGACAGGCAGGAAAACGCCUACAAGUUCUUACGCCGCACGCUCGAUGCCAUGCACAGAGCUUGUCUGAGCUGCAACUUGGACGUCUCUUCACAAGAAACUACCAUUGUCCAUCAAAUAUUCCGGGGCUUCAUGAAAUCUAGAGUCACAUGCUUGAGCUGCCAAGCAGUUGUGGAUUCCUACAAGGCCUUCCUGGAUGUCUCUUUGGAUAUCAAAGCAGCCUCGUCCCUCACCACAGUUCUGGAGGACUGUGUGACACCCAAGCAGCUGGAUCAGAAAGGGUGCUUCAGAUGUAGCAAGUGUAAGAAGAAAGCUGCUGCCUCCAAGAAGGUCACAGUCCACCGUGCACCCCGAGUCCUCACGCUGUGUCUGGAAAGGGCUGACCAGUGGACUGGCACAAAGAUCAACAAGUUUGUGGAGUACCCUGAGUACUUGGAUCUUCGGCCAUACAUGUCUGACACAGCUGGAGAACCCCUCCUCUGCUCCCUAUAUGCCAUUGUGGUCCACAGUGGGGACACCUGUCUCGAAGGACACUUUUUGUGCUAUGCAAAGGCCAGCAAUGGGCUGUGGUACAGGAUGGACGAUGAGUCUGUGGAUAAUUGUGACAUCCACACAGUUCUAGGGCAGCAAGCCUACUUGCUGUUUUAUGCCAGGUGCUCGGAUUCGAAAAUAAGAGAAAUGAUGGCUUCCUCACCAGCACCACCAUAUUCCCAUGGCAUGCUUGGUGAGGGAGGGGCCAGCCACCAGCAGGGAGGUUCCUCAGCACCACAGGAUCUGCCUGGCAGGAUGAAGGUGAUGCACAGUCAGAGGAACCAUGCCAGGGAGAGAGCCCGGAGCAGAUCCCCACUGUGGGGCGAUGACCUCUGCAGCUGGAUCAUCAACAGCACCAACCAUGGCAGUUUAACAGGAAGGAGGAGGAAGAGAAGCAGUCAUUUAGGACUUGACCACACUCCCAGGAAUGCCACAGCUCCAGGGCUCGCUGACAGGAUCUGCCAGCAGGUGCCUGCACCAAGCCUGGCUUGGGUGCAAACCUUGACAGUACAAAGAGAGCUGGGCAGGUCCUCAUGGCAGGACUACAGUCUCUGGAGCCAGGCUGUGGAGAUCACAAACUCUUACCUGUCGGUGUGGAGGUCUGAGCAUCCCAGAGAUGCAUGUCAGACAAACAGCCUGGAUGAUGCAGCAGCCCAGCAUCUGAAACAAACAAAAACCCACUUGUUUGGAACCAGCAGGCAGAAAAGCCAAAGCCAGAAUUAAAACCCCUUGUUGGCCUGUG